AAAAAAAAAAAAAAAUCUGAAUUUGUUAAGGUCAGGUCUACGUUCAUGGAGAUGAAUAUAGAAUACACAUACUGUAACUCUCUCUGUGCGAGCAAUGGCAGCUCUCGAGUCUUCCAAUUUUGCACCUCGAUUCAGCUCGCACUUCACGUUAAACUCCAAUAGAAUUCAUCCUCGCAAACCAUUUUCGAGUAAAUUUGGGGAAAAAUUCAACCGGAAAACACUUAAGUGUUCUCUUGUCGAAAAACAAAAAAAGGAGGAUAAAGAGGUUUCUAGAGUGUUUACCAAGGAAGAAAACGCGUUGAUCGAUGCUCUUAUAGGAAUUCAGGGCCGCGGCCGAUCUGCUUCUCCUCAGCAACUCCAAGAAGUUGAACGUGCAGUGCAGAUCCUAGAAGUUCUGAAAGGCACGUCUGAUCCAACAAGUUCAAGUUUAAUUGAAGGUCGAUGGCAGUUAAUGUUCACGACAAGACCAGGAACAGCAUCUCCAAUUCAGAGAACGUUUGUCGGGGUUGACUCCUUUAGUGUAUUUCAAGAGGUAUAUCUUCGAACGGAUGACCCACGUGUGUCCAAUGUUGUAAAGUUCUCUGAUGCAAUUGGUGAGCUGAAAGUAGAGGCAGUGGCAUCAGUUAAAGAUGCCAAAAGGAUCCUUUUCCAGUUUGAUAGAGCAGCUUUUUCUUUUAAUUUUUUGCCCUUCAAAGUCCCAUAUCCUGUACCUUUUAGACUUCUUGGAGAUGAAGCUAAGGGCUGGUUAGAUACUACAUAUUUGUCUCAAUCAGGAAACAUUCGUAUCUCACGUGGAAACAAGGGAACCACAUUUGUGCUGCAAAAAGAAACUGAACCAAGGCAAAGAUUGCUAUCAGCCAUUUCCACUGGUAGAGAAGUCAGAGAGGCAAUUGAUGAGUUCAUCACCUUAAAUCAAGAUGUGGUUAAAAAUGAAUUGGAACUUCUUGAAGGAGAGUGGGAAAUGAUUUGGAGUUCACAGGUGGAAACUGAUAGUUGGAUAGAGAAUGCUGCAAAUGGUUUAAUGGGCAAACAGAUUGUCAAGCCAAACGGAGACUUGAAGUUUCUUGUUGACAUAUUUUUCGGGUUCAAAUUUUCCAUGACUGGAAAAUAUGUGAGAUCUGGUUUCAAUACAUAUGAUGUUUCAAUGGACGAUGCAGCAAUCGUGGCUGGUCCAUAUGGCCUCCCGGCAGAAAUGGAAAGCAAGUUCACACUGGAAUUGCUGUAUACUGAUAAUAAAAUAAGAAUCAUUCGAGGCUACAACAAAAUUCUUUUUGUUCACGUCCGUGUCAAAUGAGAGGGAAACAGUUGGCUAUUGAUGCAUUUGAUAAGGUAGACCACAUAACAUUGGUAGUGUAUGUGUAUGUCAAUGCACACUAAACAUGGACGCCGUAAACUUUUUAGCUUUAAAUUGUACAUAUUAGAUAAAACUUGAGAUUGAGACAUUGAGAUCAAAUAUUCUGUGUAUAAUUGUAUUAUGUUGCUAGAUCAAUGAACAGCAAAAGUAAAUUUUCUUGCAAAA
Olea europaea var. sylvestris is the source of this 1519-nucleotide messenger RNA. RefSeq names its product probable plastid-lipid-associated protein 12, chloroplastic. The transcript has 11 exons. The coding region runs from base 95 to 1294 and encodes 399 amino acids. The record is from RefSeq and is a predicted model, not a curated record. NCBI's taxonomy places the organism in Eukaryota, Viridiplantae, Streptophyta, Magnoliopsida, Lamiales, Oleaceae.